Messenger RNA from Aspergillus nomiae NRRL 13137, 1918 nucleotides. RefSeq names its product double-strand break repair enhancer MSC1 (gene ish1). The coding region runs from base 118 to 1680 and encodes 520 amino acids. Lineage: Eukaryota; Fungi; Ascomycota; Eurotiomycetes; Eurotiales; Aspergillaceae. The record is from RefSeq and is a predicted model, not a curated record. The transcript is spliced from 5 exons.
GUCCUCGAUUGACGUCCUUCAUUUCACAGCCCAAAUUCCUCUGAGCGAUACUGACUGCUGAUAGUGACUCCAGAUCAUUCAGCUAGAAGACACGCCAAACAUUAGGAACUAGUGACUAUGAAGCUAAAUUUGGCUUCGGGUCUGGUGCUGGCCCUCGCAACCGUGGAGGCGGUUGGGGCACAUUCGUGGUUCAGCAAAGCUGUGUACGACAAAUGGCAUGAGACCGAACUGGAGCGAUGGCUCAACGACCAUGACAUCCCGUAUCCUUCCCCUGCCGACCGCAAAGACCUCGAAAACGCUGUGAAGGUAAACUGGAACUCGAAAGUUCAAAAGCCCUUGGGACAAGCAGCGGACCAGGCUACUGAUCAGUGGCAUCAUGCCAAGGACUGGAUCUUUGAAUCCUGGUCUGAUUCCCAUCUGAAAGCUUUCCUUGAUCGGCAUGGUAUCCCUGCUCCUCAGCCGCGCAAGCGCGAUGUGCUGCUCAAGACGGCCCGUGAAAACUACGAAGCAAUUGCCAAAAGACUCGGGGAGGCUGCUUCUUAUCCUGGCAACUGGGUCUACGAGCAGUGGACUGAGUCCGAUCUGAAGGAGUGGCUUGAUGAGCGUGGCUGGCCGGUGCCUCAGCCUUCGACCCGUGACAAGCUAAUCGCAACGGUGCGUCGCAACGCUCGACUAGCCAGUCUACAAGCACGAAACCUCGCUGCUUCUGCUUCUAAAUCCGCAGCUGCCGCUCAGGCUACUCUGAGUGAAGCGCUAUUCAAUGCGUGGUCUGACUCGGACUUGAAGAAGUUCCUCGACGAACAUAAUGUCAAGGUGCCACAAGGCUCUAAGCGGAACGAGCUGAUUGCACUAGCCAGAAAGCACCGCGCCUCCCUGGUUAGUCAGGCCUCUUCUGCAGCUUCUACUGCAUCCCAGAGUGCUACCUCGACGGCAUCAGAACUGUAUGGCGCUGCUACUACUAAGGCUGGCAACGAGUACGCCCAAGCAACCGAUGCCGCACAGCUUAAGGGGGAGGAAGCCUUUGAUGCUGCUGUCACGGCCUGGUCCGAUUCCCGCCUCAAGGCCUUUUUGGAUGCACGAGGCGUCCCCGUUCCGCAGAGUAACAAGCGUGACGAGCUUCUUGCAAAGGUUAGACUGCACAAGCACAAAGCAGCGACUGGAUGGACCGCUUGGACUUUCGACACCUGGGAUACUGAGCACUUGAAGAAAUACUUGUCGUCCAUGAACGCCAAGGCAGCCCACCGUGCAGAUCUGACUCGGGAUGAGCUUGUGAAACAAGCUCAAGAUACUUACGCUAAAGCCUCCAAGGCUGGAGGAGCAAAUCUGGCAUCAGCUACGUCAUACAUGGCGCAGGCUACUGACGCUGUCAAGUCUUCCACCUUCGACACCUGGUCUCACUCUGAGCUUAAGGCUUACCUCGACUCCUACGGUAUUCCGGUCUAUCAAGGCUCUAGUCCCAAUGAACUACGCGCUGCAGUACGUCGUAAUGCCGAGUACUUCAGAUACGGCACUACCACUCCGCAAGGAACAAUCUAUGCCAAGAUCCAGGAUGCUACCAACUGGCUUCUGGAACAGUUAAAGAUUGGAGCGGCCAGUGGCCGGGCUCAGGGUCAGCGGGCUGCUGAGAAGGCGCAGGAGAAGGCUGCGGAGUCUGCGGAAGAAUUGCGAGCGGAGCUGUGAACUUGUGAAAAUCCAAGGAGUUCUCAAUCUCGGCCACGAUUUGAUGACUUGUAACAGUACCUUUUGAUUCUUUGUCGUUCUCUCUUGAUUUAUUUUGAAAAUGGAGUGGUAAUUACAGUGACCGUGCUGCUCAACUGCAAAAUGUUGUAUUGACAAUAUCACUACCUACUACGCCUCUGGGUGCUAUGAAUUGUGGUGGUAGCAGAUUUAACAUUAGUACUUAUAAUACGAUGGCAUU